Anthonomus grandis grandis is the source of this 1888-nucleotide messenger RNA. RefSeq lists its product as uncharacterized. NCBI's taxonomy places the organism in Eukaryota, Metazoa, Arthropoda, Insecta, Coleoptera, Curculionidae. The record is from RefSeq and is a predicted model, not a curated record. Bases 108 to 1817 code for a protein of 569 amino acids. The transcript is spliced from 6 exons.
UGUGUAAUCAGAAAAACGAUUUUUGCGGCACUUUAUCGGUAUAUAAGGGCGUUUUUUCAUACAGUUUGGCAUAUCCAUCCAGUCUCGUCAGUAAUACACAUCUUACCAUGGCUUCUAAAAGUUUUGCCUUGUUUUUGUGCGUUUUGGCCCUCAGUCCUCUGGCCCACGCAUGGAUCGUAGGAAAAGAAUCCUUAGAGCUUAACGCUCAAAGACUGGAUUCCCCCAUUUUUAAACUGAUUAAAGGCGUUAAAGAUAAUUUAGGGGACUUAAGUAAACUGGGAGACCUUUCUGAUGAGACAGCAACUAAACCGCAUGAGCUUAAGGGUGUAACAGCCAACCCAAUACAAUAUUACGGACCUGCAAAUAACCCUGAUGUGAUAGCUAUUUGUGACUCUGUUGGAGGUAUUUGCCUUAUCGUCGACAUAAGCGUUGGCAUUUGUCUACUUUGUAACGGAGAUGGCACUGGAAUUGUUAUUAACUGUGAACUUAACGUUGCGUUGUAUGUACCUUUGGGAGUCUGGAACGCUUCCAACAAUGAUUUGAAAAGCUUUAUUGACAACUGUAAUUUGUCUACUAUUUAUGACUUAACUACCAACGAUGUCAUAAACCAAAGUAACCCUGGAACGACCGUUCUUAAUAUCUGCUUAAAAGUUAUGGGAGGCUUGGAUGUUGAAACCAAUCAAACAAUUAGUGCCGAUUUAACUUCUGCCCUUUCUGUUACCAUUAGCAUCUGCUCUAGAAUCGUUGUCCUUCUUUCUGUUGAUCUCAAAGGCUUAUUGGAUCUCACCUGCUCCGCUUUUGUUACUCUAACUGGGGAUCUGAGCUGCCUUCUGGCCGUUCUUGAUGGACUUGUAUUGUUGAUUGAUUCUGCUGCAACAAGUCUGGCAGAACUUCUCAGUGCUAGUAUAGUCAUCGUCUUGGAAGUCCUCCUGACUGCUAGUGAUGGAUGCAAAGCUCUUGUUGAAGUACUUCUAGUAAUUGGAGUUAGUUUCGACCUGACUAUCCUGCUUGGAGACGUCGCUACCGACAUAGGCAUUUUCCUUAAUAUCUGUGUUCUACUUGGAGGUGGUGUAUAUACCGGUCUUAAUGGAGUCGUCAGAAUCCUGGAUGCCGUCGUCGGCUUGGUCACGGAAUUGAUUGACCUUGACGCAUGUCUACUCAUCAUCAUCCGAGUUUGUGUUAACAUCACCGGAGUAUCAAGUAUUAGUGCUACUAUAACUGCAAUCCUUAAUCUGAUCUCUUGGCAAGUUGGUAACUGGAAUAACGCAGCUGGAUGGAGUACUUUGCUCAACUUCUUCAUGAGCUUACAAAAUGAAACUUGCGUUGUCGCUGGCAUAAAUAUUUCUGGUAUAUUGACCCUGGUUUUAGCUGGAAUCGUCACUACUGUCCUUGAUUUGGUCGUAAGAGUUGUUCUUCUAUUGUCUGUGUUUGUUAGUGUCACUAUUACUAGUGUUAAUGUUUACUGGGCCACCUUAAUCAGGGUGAUUUUCUUUUUAUUGAAUUCGAUUACAGGUCGUAUCAUUAUCAAUGUCUUAAUCCCAGGAUUGAAUAUUGUGAUUAAUUUGCUUACUGGUUGUCUUAACUUGCUAGGCGGUCUGGUCGGUCUGACUUUAGCUCUAGUUCUCAGCACCUUAAACCUUCUUGGACUUGUGGCCGCUAUAGUGCUGGUUCCAAUUCUUAAUACGAUUUGGACCCUGGUUAGUUCUGUCAUCAGUGCCAUUGUCGGACUCAAUUUAGAAGCCGCACUAAAUGCUGUUCCUAGUGAAAAGGCUUUGAUACAAAAUUGGAUACCUACGAUUACUACUCUGGGCUGCUAACUAAGCUUAACUGUAUGAAUUUGUUGUUAUAUUUUUGACCUUAAUAAACUUAUUUUAUGUUGAGCAUUUAA